Messenger RNA from Paramuricea clavata, 1331 nucleotides. Lineage: Eukaryota; Metazoa; Cnidaria; Anthozoa; Malacalcyonacea; Plexauridae. The record is from the annotation of a GenBank genome assembly.
AUGGCGAGUGCAAGUGUGCCAGAUCCUGAAUAUAAAGCCAUUCUUGUCAGAAACGAAACAAAAAAUGCAACCGUGUUUCUUUUUAUAUACGCCCAAAUGGAUCCCAUAUGUUGGUUGGAUUUGAAGAAAGAAAGUAUUGAGCCUGGAAAGCAAUACUUCUAUAGAGAUAGAGAUUCAUUCAAAUACGAAUUAAGAAUGCAGCAAAAAGAACCGAAGAAAGGAAAAAGAACGAUUGUUCUUCCUGUACAGAAAUGGACAGCAGACAAGCUGAUAUCAGUUAAAGGUGACGAAAACGAAAGCAGAAUAGUCAAGGAAAAAACAUUAUCGGAAUAUCCUAACGAACGACAAAUUGCUGUUAGAAGAAAAAACAUGGAGGAAGAAACAACCUGGGAAUAUGGAAGAGACCUUUAUGGUAUUUUGAAGCUUGAUAUGAAAGAAGUUCGAAAAAUGAGAAUAGAAGAGCAGGAUGAAGCUAUUACAAAAGCAUACCGACGACAGAUGCUUAUAUUUCAUCCUGAUCGUAAUCCAGAGUUAGCAGAUAGUCAAAUCUGUCGAGAGAUCAUUAUGGCUCACGGCGUUUUAAGAGAUCGCAAGAAGAGAGCAGUGUACCAUGAUUUGACAGAUUACAGUGGCGGUUGGUUAUCAAAAUCACGUUGGAAAGCUAUAUUUACACCCGAAGCUCACGGAAGUACCGAAAAAUGGAAGAGGAUCGGUCUCUUGACGUUUAGCCUUGUAAUGGUAGCAGGUGGGGUUGCAAUAACUGUAUGCACUGCCGGAUUGGGGUUUCCUGCUUUUAUUGGUUGUAAUAUAGCAUCAGGUGCAUUGAUUGGAGGUGCUAUUCAAGGAGCAUUCAGAGUAGCCAGUUAUGAUUCGAUUCAAAACGGUGUAAAAUGCAAAAGUUACGCUAAAAGUUUUGCAGUUGGCGCAGGACUUGGUGCUGUGGCUGGUGGUGCAUGCGCAGGUAUUACCUCGGCAAUUAUUGGAAUAGAGAGUACUGUAACGUCCAUUGCCGAAGCAGGAGCCGGUGAACUCGUGGGAAGCGGAGCUGCAACUGGAGGAGUUAACGGAGCACUAUCGUCAAUAUCAAGCGAUGUAGAUUCAUAUAUAGUUGACGGGGAGAGUAGAAGCCCUCUAGAUGUCGCAAAACGGGCGCUGAAAGGAGCGAUUGUAGGAUCAGGCGUUGGCAUGGUUUGUUCCGGUUUUGCUAAAGCUGAAGCUAAAAUAAAGACUGUAGGAAAGAUUAAAGUAGAAGCAAUUAAACAAAAGAUGUCAGGGGCAGCAGAAUGUGUGGAACAUAAUGCCAAUCCAGCUUUGGUGUCUAACAUGUGCAG